This is a messenger RNA of Aplosporella prunicola CBS 121167, 364 nucleotides long. RefSeq lists its product as uncharacterized. NCBI's taxonomy places the organism in Eukaryota, Fungi, Ascomycota, Dothideomycetes, Botryosphaeriales, Aplosporellaceae. The transcript has a single exon. The record is from RefSeq and is a predicted model, not a curated record. Bases 85 to 282 code for a protein of 65 amino acids.
GAUGCCCUAGAUGGCCCUAGCAGCAGACGAAGGACUUUGAUCGUUUCAUCUGCAUUUGGAGGAAAGCAUGAGCAGGCUACUCCUAUGCUUUCAUCUUUCUUCCCAGCCACACACCAACCACCGGGAUUUGGUCGGUCGGCGACCGCAUCGCAGGUGAAGCAACAACGUUAUUUUCUAAGAAAACCCAACUUUUCCUUUCUUCCUCAUCAUCACCUGAGGUCCUGUAAUCAUCUGCCUGGCUUCUUUUUCUUUAUUUUCCUCUUCUUCGGUUUUCACAGGUAACAGGGAUAGGCGAAUUUGGCGAGAAGGGAAUGGUAUGCAUUGACGAUUUUCAUUGGGGCUUAGGGGUCUCGCGGAGUCCUGC